ACUCUCAAUCAACAAUCCAGCUCGCGAGGAGAAGAUUCGCAACACACCGCGAUCCGUCACCGUCUUCACUUUUGACAUCUGCAUUGGACCAGAAACAGCGAGCAACUCAACGAGAUGACUCUGUGGGGCCUUUCCAGCUUGGAUUAUCUCAGGCGUCUCUGAGGCAGCAGGAAAAUGUGAAGAAAUGGUCUGAAUUGAGUGUGGGGGGAAAGUGAUGCGGACGACAGCAAGGACGACGAAUUUAACUGUCAUCUUACUUGGCGCCGGAUUAUCCGCGGUGCUUAUUUAUGCUUUAUCAUCAGAACUCUUCUCCAAGAACUCGCCUACGGUAUUGUAUGGUGACGCCUGUGAACGGAUCAAAGCAUCACCCCGGAUCGCAAAAUACCUUCACGCGCCGUUGGUUUUCCAUAACAACCCACCGUCUACCCUACGCCCCCGUCAUCGCAACAGACACGUAUCUUCACAAAUCACAGUUGACCACACUGGUCGCGAACACAUGCUUCUCAAUUUCUAUGUGAACGGCCAGGCCUCAUCCUCGACGUCGGUUACCAGUGAAGAAUCAACUCUUGCUGGCUCUGUAGUUAAUUGGACGAGCGAUGCGGCAUCAUCGCUGUCGGAGCUGACAUUAGAUGAGACUAUUGAUUGGACAAAGAAACGCGCUUCGGACUCAUAUGAAACGUUGAAGAGGGCGUUCAAGUAUCUAAGUGGUGAUCCUGUCCCACCAGCUUCCUUGCCGCAAAAUCAGCCAGCAAGGGACGUUGCACCUCAGCAAGCGGAGGCAGGUAGUGUAUGGAAUUUCGCAGGCCUCUUUUCUGGCCUGAAAGGGAAGAAAUCGAGCUCUAUUGACGGGAGUUCUGACCGUGCUAAUGGACAUCUGUACACGGAGGGUGAAGUUCACGCAGAUCUGAUCAGGAACGACGAAGGAUACUUCGUCUUCCGAUAUCUUUUGAUAGAUAUUCCAAAUUCAGGGACAAGAAACCCUAUACGAGUAUUCGUGGAGCAGGGACCCGGAGUACGAGAAAAUGAACCUAUCAUGCGAUGGCAUUCAUAACUGCGACAUACGUUAUGUUGCUACUGCGUAUCAAUCUAGGCAUUACUACACCACUUCAUAAUACGCAGGUCGUCAGAGUGCUUGGCUCACAUCUAGGAGAUAAAAACCUUAUUGUCCACACGUGUAUUAUUAUUUCUUACAAAAACUGAGAAUAUAAACUCUUAAGCAGCGCCGUACUACAGUAAGAGGUGGGGGAGUGUAUCGGUUGUAUCAAGAAUAACAUCCUACG
Serpula lacrymans var. lacrymans S7.9 is the source of this 1280-nucleotide messenger RNA. RefSeq lists its product as uncharacterized. Gene Ontology annotation, biological process: protein import into mitochondrial matrix. The record is from RefSeq and is a predicted model, not a curated record. The transcript is spliced from 5 exons. Bases 215 to 1051 code for a protein of 278 amino acids. Gene Ontology annotation, cellular component: TIM23 mitochondrial import inner membrane translocase complex. NCBI's taxonomy places the organism in Eukaryota, Fungi, Basidiomycota, Agaricomycetes, Boletales, Serpulaceae.